Fraxinus pennsylvanica is the source of this 3246-nucleotide messenger RNA. NCBI's taxonomy places the organism in Eukaryota, Viridiplantae, Streptophyta, Magnoliopsida, Lamiales, Oleaceae. The record is from the annotation of a GenBank genome assembly.
AUGGGAAUUUUUGAUGGACUUCCCAUUUCCCGAGAUAAAUCGUACUUAAGGGAAGAACUUUCCAAAAUAGAUGAAAGUUGGGCUGCUGCGCGUUUUGAUUCUUUACCUCAUGUUGUCCAUAUUUUGACAUCAAAAGAUCGUGAAGGAGACGUGCAGAUCUUAAAGGAGCAGAGUGAUAUAAUUGAGGAAGUUGUUGACGAAGUAGUUCAUGCCUAUCAUGGUGGUUUCAACAAAGCAAUCCAAAAUUAUUCUCAGAUUUUGCGGUUAUUUAGUGAAUCUGCUCAAGAUAUUGGGGUCUUAAAGGUUGAUUUAGCGGAAGCGAAAAACCUUCUUGGAGCACGUAAUAAGCAAUUACAUCAAUUAUGGUAUCGAUCUGUUACGUUGCGGCACAUCAUAUCUUUGUUAGAUCAAAUUGAGGGCAUAGCUAAGGUUCCAGGACGUAUUGAAAAACUCAUUGCUGAAAAGCAGUUUUAUGCUGCAGUGCAGUUGUACGUUCAAUCAAGGUUGAUGCUUGAGAGAGAGGGCCUCCAAAUGGUUGGUGCUCUUCAAGAUGUCCGGUCUGAAUUGACAAAAUUGCGAGGAGUACUUUUCUAUAAGGUUUUGGAGGAUUUGCACUCCCAUCUCUAUAAUAAGGGUGAAUAUAGCUCAGUGGUCUCGAGUAUAAAUGAAAUUGACGAGGCAAUGCCAACUACCACAGCUAUUGCAUUUUCUAUGAACAAUUCACAGCGUCUCUCUCGAAGAACCAGGUCGCUGAAAGGAGACAAUCAGCUUGUAACAUAUGGUGCUGGAGAUAGAUUCUACAGACCUAGUUCUGUUGAUGACGGGUCGUCAUUUGAUGGCCAAGACGAGGAUGGUACUACGGAUGUCCAAGAUGAUGCUACAUCUGAUGGAUAUACUAUUAUGAGGGUCAACGGUGGUGAUACUGUUUCAAGGGAUGGAAAAAUUGUUUCUCGUCAAAUACCCACAUGGCUUUCAGAUUCUACUCCUGAUGAAUUUGUUGAAGCAAUGAGAAAGAGUGAUGCUCCACUGCAUGUCAAGUAUUUGCAGACCAUGGUUGAGUGCCUCUGCAUGCUUGGAAAAGUUGCUGCUGCUGGAGCCAUGAUAUCCCAAAGAUUGCGGCCUACAAUUCAUGAGAUAAUUAUUACCAAGAUCAAAGCUCAGGCAGAUCGCGUUAACGGAUCUAGGCCUGGCAUCGGCCAAGCUGCCUCAACUAUGCUUACAGGUCUCCACUAUCUAAAGGGGCAACUGGAGAGUCACCGAUUGCCUAAACAAAAGCGUCAGAAUGGGAUAACAUUGGCUGGAACUUUAUUAGCAGUCAGCCCGGUCUCCCCAGUAAUGUCUCCUGCUGGAACAGCACAAACUGCAGCAAAGGAACUCCUUGAUUUAAUUCUGGAAACUGUUGUUCGGAUAUUCGAAAACCAUAUUAUUGUUGGAGAACUUCUUGAAUUGAAGUCUUCGCAACUAGUUGACUUGAACACACCAAAAGUAAUGGCUGCAGAUAUUAACUGGAAUCCUGAUUCUGAUGCAUCUCAUGAAACUGGCGGCUACACACUUGGAUUUUCCUUAACUGUGUUGCAGAGUGAGUGUCAACAACUCAUAUGCGAGAUCUUACGAGCGACUCCUGAAGCUGCAUCUGCAGAUGCUGCUGUACAAACUGCUAGACUUGCAAGCAAAGCCCCCUCAAAGGACAAGAGGUCAGAAGAUCGUCUUACCUUUGCAUUUCGCUUCACAGAUGCUACUAUUCCGACUCCUAAUCAGGGGGCUGACCUAAUCCGCCAAGGAUGGAGUAGAAGGGGACCAAAUGUACUCCAAGAAGGUUAUGGGACUGCAGCAGUGUUACCUGAACAAGGCAUAUAUUUAGCUGCAUCUGUGUACAGGCCUGUUGUUCAGUUUACAAAUAAAGUUGCAUCAAUGCUUCCUGAAAAGUUUUCUCAACUUGGGAAUGAUGGAUUGCUAACAUUUGUGGAGAACUUUGUGAAGGAUCACUUUUUACCUACAAUGUUCGUAGAUUACCGGAAAGGCGUACAACAAGCUAUAUCAAGUCCAGCAGCCUUUCGCCCACGAGCACACGCAGCUGCUUCUUAUACUCCAUUAAUUGAGAAGGGACGGCCAGUUUUACAAGGAUUAUUGGCAAUAGAUUUGUUAGCAAAAGAGGUACUUGGAUGGGCUCAAGCAAUGCCUAAAUUUGCUGGUGAUCUCAUCAACUAUGUGCAAACUUUUCUGGAAAGAACAUAUGAAAGAUGCCGAACAUCGUACAUGGAGGCUGUCCUUGAGAAGCAAAGCUAUAUGCUCAUUGGAAGACAUGAUGUUGAAAAUCUGAUGCGACUUGAUCCAGCCAGUGCAUGUUUCCAGAAUUCACUUGACCAGGGAAUUCCAAAAACCAAUGCUUCUGAUGCCGUGAGCACUGAGGUUGAAAUGGAAUUAAGUGAUAUAUUACUGAACUUAAGGCCAAUUAAGCAGGAGAACUUGAUUCUUGAUAGUUCUGUUAUGAUUUCUUUUGAGAAGGAUAAUCAAGGUAGUGAUAAUAGGAACAAAGUAAGUGGUCUAUGGGGAAAUGAAGAGCUUGGGAAAUCAUCCUUGAAAGAUCGUGAUCAGCUAGAAGAGAAGCGGAGCCAGAAACCCCCGCAUCAUUCUCGUACGAGUAGUGCACCUUCUAAGGAUCUUGGAUCAUUUGCUGUCGAGUAUAGAAAAUUGUCAAUCGAUUGCCUAAAGGUUCUACGUAUAGAGAUGCAACUGGAGACUAUUUUCCAUAUGCAGGAAAUGACAAAUAGGGAAUAUUUGGACGACCAAGAUGCGGAGGAGCCUGAUGAUUUUGUUAUUUCAUUAACUUCCCAGAUAACCCGUCGAGAUGAGGAAAUGGCGCCCUUUGUUGCAGGAGAGAAACGAAAUUACAUAUUUGGGGGAAUAUGCAGUAUUGCAGCAAAUGCAUUUAUGAAGGCUUUGGUUGAUAUAAAGUAUAUCAACCUUUUUGGGGUUCAGCAGAUAUGCCGUAAUUCAAUUGCGCUGGAACAGGCUUUGGCUGCUAUCUCUUCAAUUGAUAAUGAAGCUAUACAGUUGAGAUUAGAUCACAUCCGAACUUACUAUGAAUUGCUAAACAUGCCCUUUGAGGCAUUGCUUGCAUUCAUUGCAGAGCACGAGAACCUAUUCACGUCUGCAGAGUAUACAAAUCUUCUUAAGGUCCAGGUUCCCGGGAGAGAAAUUCCAUCUGAUGCUGAGGACCGAGUGGCUGAGGUUUUACCCCGCUAA